Pelobates cultripes (western spadefoot toad) is the source of this 411-nucleotide messenger RNA. The record is from the annotation of a GenBank genome assembly. Lineage: Eukaryota; Metazoa; Chordata; Amphibia; Anura; Pelobatidae.
AUGUCCAUCCGCUCAGAGACCAGAACACGUCCAUCCGCUCAGAGACCAGAACACGUCCAUCCGCUCAGAGACCAGAACACGUCCAUCCGCUCAGAGACCAGAACAUACCCAUCCGCUCAGAGACCAGAACACGUCCAUCCGCUCAGAGACCAGAACACGUCCAUCCGCUCAGAGACCAGAACAUACCCAUCCGCUCAGAGACUAGAACGCGUCCAUCCGCUCAGAGACCAGAACACGUCCAUCCGCUCAGAGACCAGGACAUGUCCAUCCGCCAGAGACCAGAACACGUCCAUCCGCUCAGAGACCAGAACAUGUCCAUCUGCUCAGAGACCACAACAUGUCCCUCCGCUGCGACAUCAGAACAUGUCCAUCCGCUGCGAGACCAAUCCUAUUAAUGCUAUGUUGCGAUAG